Molecule: messenger RNA, 420 nt
Organism: Dichotomopilus funicola
Lineage: Eukaryota; Fungi; Ascomycota; Sordariomycetes; Sordariales; Chaetomiaceae
Exons: 1
Coding region: 1-420 (139 amino acids)
Biological process (GO): polyketide metabolic process
Source: RefSeq, a predicted model, not a curated record
AUGGCCAACCAGCAAGCCUCCACUUCGGCAACCGAAAACGCUCAACUCAAGGCCCACUACCAGUCCUACAUCGAUUACUGCAAUCAGCAGAAUUACGAGGGCAUCCUCGGAUUUUACACCUCACCUAUCAGCAUCAACGAUGUGCCCGGGGCCCCUUCGCAGGUUACGGACCAGAUCAAAUCAAUCUUCGAGGCAUUCCCAGACUGGCGGUGGGAAAUUCGCCGUUUCAUCAUUGACGGCGAAUACAUGGCCGUGCAUUUCAACAUUACGGGUACGCAUCAAGGAACGUUCCAGGGAAUCGAGGCAACUGGUCGGCACAUCGCCACGACAGAGCUCACGCUCUACCGCCUAGCGGAUGGACAAUUUAGUCAUGUUUGGCCGUUUGUCGACUUUGCCUCGAUCAUCAAGCAAAUCUCAUAA